Molecule: messenger RNA, 4412 nt
Organism: Betta splendens (Siamese fighting fish)
Lineage: Eukaryota; Metazoa; Chordata; Actinopteri; Anabantiformes; Osphronemidae
Gene: eml1
Product: EMAP like 1
Exons: 25
Coding region: 583-3162 (859 amino acids)
Biological process (GO): microtubule cytoskeleton organization
Cellular component (GO): mitotic spindle
Molecular function (GO): microtubule binding
Source: RefSeq, a predicted model, not a curated record
CACACACAGAGUGACUGCCCGUGCUCUCAGCUCAGAGCCUCUUAAAGCUUUUUUUUUUUUCUUGCUGGAGAUCAGAGAGUGAUGACAACACACAGCUGCCUUCGCUGAAGCCAGAAGGAGAGGGGAGCAGAGGGAGGGGAGAAGAAGAGGAGGAGGAGAUCGGAGGAGCGAGGACGAGCAGGGGGGAAAACAGAACCAGCGGCAGCCUCUUAACUUCAGCCUGGUCGCUCCUCUGCAGUCAUUCGCGAGCAGGGAGUGAUUGUGCUGUAGUUCAGGACUUUUCCGUGUCGGAGGGAGGGGGCCGAAAAAAGGAGGAAAGGCACAGGGGUUGGAGUUCACAUCACAUGCUCUGACUGAAUGGGUUACCAUGGCGACGCACCCAGGGAGCCCGACCCGUGCAGAGUGAAUGGAGGGAGCGCCUUGGACGCCAAGCGAAGGAUAAACUAACCGAGGGGAGUCACCGGAGAGAGAGAGAGCAAGCGAGCGAGCGAGAGAGAGAGAGAGAGAGAGAGAGAGAGAGAGGAGCAGCGAAGGAGCGGUGGACACCAGAGGGAGCGCAGAGGAGCGGAGCAGGGAUUGAGAAUGGAGGACGGCUUUUCCAGCUACAGCAGCUUGUAUGACACCUCAUCACUGCUACAGUUCUGCAACGAUGACAGCGCGUCGGCCGCCAGCAGCAUGGAGGUGACCGACCGCAUCGCCUCCCUGGAGCAGAGGGUCCAGAUGCAGGAGGACGAGAUCCAGCUGCUGAAGUCCGCUCUGGCCGACGUGGUCCGCAGGCUCAACCAGUCGGAGGAGCAGCAGGCCUUGGGCUCGCGCAGGGGCCCCACCAAAGACCCUGCUCUGAUGAGAAAGUCUCCCUCAGCAGACAGCGCUGUUGGGAAGCCAGCCAGGCCAAUGAUCGCCACGCUGCCGCUGCGGCCCACAGUGAACAACGGGACCAUCCUCCCAAAGAAAGGCAGUGGGACCCUGCCCUCCCCGUCCGGACCCGGGUCCAAGAAGGACGGCAGUACGGCCGCCAAGAGUCUGUCCAGUUUGUCCUCUCUGUCUCGCUCCACCAGAAUUCUCCAUCUGCCCCUGAGCACCGUGAGGAGAACCAACUCAAACGAACACGUGGGAACGCUGACGCGGAGGGACUCGGGCGACUCCAAGGGCAACCGGACGCGGGCCGGAUCCACGGGCAGCAACUCCAGCGGCAAGCGCAGCGAGAGCAAACAGAGGGACCCGGUGUUCAACGCAGGGAUGCGCCGCGUGACCCACUGCAAAGAGGAAGGUUAUGUGAAAAUGUACUUGAAGGGUCGUCCCAUCACCAUGUUCAUGCCCAAAGACCAGGUGGACAGCUACUGCCUGGAGGCCAGAGCCGAGCUGCCCGGCAACAAACUCAAGCUGGACUGGGUCUACGGUUACCGCGGUCGCGACUGCCGCUCCAACCUUUACCUGCUGCCCACGGGGGAGACCGUGUACUUCAUCGCCUCGGUCGUGGUCCUGUUCAACGUGGACGAGCGGCUGCAGAGACACUACACGGGCCACACGGACGACAUCAAGUGUCUGGCUGUCCACCCUGAUAAAAUCACCAUAGCAACGGGGCAGGUGGCGGGAACCUCUUCAGACGGAAAACAGCUGGCGCCUCAUGUCCGCGUGUGGGACUCCGUCAGCCUCAACACGCUCCACGUCCUGGGCGCGGGCUUCCUGGACCGGGCCUCGGUCUGCCUGGCCUUCUCCAAGUCGAACGGCGGGAACACGCUGUGCGUGGUGGACGACUCCAACGACCACGUCCUCUCCGUGUGGGACUGGCAGAGAGAGGACCGGCUGGCGGAGGUCAAGUGCUCCAACGAGUCGGUGUUUGCUGUGGACUUCCACCCGACCGACAGCAGCGUGGUGGUGACCUGUGGCAAAUCCCAUCUGUGCUUCUGGCACCUGGAGAAAGGCACGCUGGUCAAGAAGCAGGGGCUGUUCGAGAAACAAGAGAAGCCCAAGUUUGUGUUGUGCGUGACCUUUGCAGAAAACGGUGACACUAUAACUGGAGACUCGAGCGGAAACAUCCUGAUUUGGGGAAAAGGCACCAAUCGCAUCAGCCACGCCAUCCAGGGGGCUCACGAGGGCAGCGUCUUCGCCCUGUGCACGCUGAGGAACGGCGCGCUGGUGUCGGGGGGCAAAGACCGCAGGCUGGUGUCCUGGGACGGCAGCUACCAGCACCUGCAAACGGUGGAGGUGCCUGAGCUGUUUGGGCCCAUCCGGACUAUAGCGGAGGGACGAGGGGACACCGUGCUCAUCGGAACCACCAAGAACUUUGUUCUGCGGGGCAGCUUGGAUGGAGAGUUUGUGCCCAUUACACAGGGCCACACCGACGAGCUGUGGGGUCUGGCUGUCCACCCGUGGAAGUCCCAGUUCCUCACCUGUGGCUACGACAGGCAGGUCAGCCUGUGGGACUCCAGUUCCCAUCAGCUCAUCUGGACCAAGACUAUGGAGGAUGCUGCCCAGUCGGCAGGCUUCCAUCCCACUGGAGCUGUGGUUGCCAUAGGAACCCAGACUGGCAGGUGGUUGGUGCUGGACACUGACUCCAAGGAUUUAGUCACAGUGCACACAGAUGGGAACGAACAGCUGUCGGUUAUGCGCUACGGGCCAGACGGUAACUUCCUUGCCAUCGGUUCCCAUGACAACUACAUCUACGUCUACGCUGUGACGGAAAAUGGGAGGAAGUACAGUCGAGUGGGGAAGUGCUCGGGCCACUCGAGCUUCAUCACCCACCUGGACUGGUCGGUGGACUCCCAGUAUCUGGUGUCCAAUUCUGGGGACUAUGAGAUACUGUACUGGAUCCCAUCGGUGUGUAAGCAGGUGGUCAGUGUGGAGACCACCAGAGAUAUUGAGUGGGCUACUUACACUUGCGCUCUGGGUUUUCAGGUGUUUGGACUGUGGCCGGACGGCUCCGACGGCACCGACAUCAACGCCGUCUACCAGUCCAACGACAAGCGACUCCUGGUGACGGGAGACGACUUCGGCAAAGUCCACCUCUUCUCGUACCCCUGUUCACAGUUCAGAGCUCCCAGCCACGUGUACGGCGGCCACAGCAGCCACGUGACCAACGUCGCCUUCCUGUACGACGACAGCUACCUGGUGUCCACGGGAGGGAAGGACGCCAGCGUGAUGCAGUGGAGGAUAGUCUGAGGCAGCAGACGGAAGCGGCUUCUGGAGCCGCAUUGAACUGAACCAAACUGAGAUGAACGUAGACACUGAAGAACGAACAGAGGAGGAACAGGCAUCCGCACGUUUCCUUCCUGAUCUGGUCUCUGAUCCCAAAUCAGGUGAACUGGUGGAGGUUUAAUAAUCGGUGGAUGAAAUACAAACAUAUAUGAAUACGUCUCCUUUUUUCUUUACACUAUAUGUUAGAAAUCACGUAAAAUGAAUCAAACUAAAACUAAACAGAACCAAAGGCUCUGACUUUAUGAUUGCAUUUGAAAUUUGGCUUCCACUGUUCUUGUAUUGUUCACACUCCUGUCAGAGGUUUGAUUUCAAAGAUGGAGAUGUUAAAGCACUAAAACAAAAAGUGUGUAUAGAAAGAAAAAUUAUGAUUUUAUAAUACUUUUUAUUUUGUUUUAUAUUUAAUAACUCAGGAAAGCACUAGUGAGACGGUCCCUUGCCUGUUAGUACAAUUGACAUAUCAGUGAGUCUCUGAACCUGAAGGCAUCUCACUAAAAUCCACCAUGGUAAAGAUCACUGAUUCACCUGCACUGACUGUAGUAAAGGACAGUUAUCUGGAUUAAAAAUGCAACAGUGAAAAAUUAUAAUUUUAUCUUUUAGCAACAUAAUCUGAACAUUCACAUACAAAGUGUUAGUGCUUCACCUGCAUCUGUCACUGCCUACUUCUAAUUUAUUCCGUUUUUUCCUAUAAUGAAAUUUUGCUUAGUCCGAGAUCUAAACACUCUUAGAUGCUUGAAAAAUGCAAUGCACAUUGUGGGUGAAUAUGAUGUACAGUAUUUAAACCUGUUUCUAGUUUGUGGGUGGGUUGAGGUACAAGGUCUGGGUUUUCCAAUGUGAAGCUUUUUUUAACAAGAGGAGACCAUUUCACUGUAACUGCCUGAUGUGCUCCUCGGACGUGUCAGGUUUUACAAUGCACUACGUCGGUCUGAUGAACCUACAGCUGAUGAGCACUACUUAGAGUUCAUGGGAGGUUUUUUUUGUUUUAUUUUGUUUUUAUAUAAACCAGUUUUUCUCUCAUCGCGUGUGAUGUCACGCUCGUUCACAACGUGCGUGAAGACGCAGCCUCUUUGAGCAGCUGAAGCAGAUUGAAGUGUGACGGGACGCGUUAAAUCUAACAUCACCUCCGCAGAGUAAAUGUAACAGCACUUGCUUUAACUCAACGUGGGGCCGCGGAAAACCUCUGAUCACUGUCUGCAAGUAAAUGCAACAUGAAAGUC